Messenger RNA from Seminavis robusta, 609 nucleotides. Lineage: Eukaryota; Bacillariophyta; Bacillariophyceae; Naviculales; Naviculaceae. The record is from the annotation of a GenBank genome assembly.
AUGUCCAAAGAAGCCGGCUGUGAUGGAGUGGAAAUCCACAGUGCCAACGGAUACUUGCUCGAUUCCUUUUUCCAAUCUACAUCCAACACAAGGACCGACCAAUAUGGCGGCAGCAUGGAAAAUCGCGUGCGGAUCUUGACAGAAGUUGUGGCUGGCAUUGUCGAAAGUGGGGCCUACCCGGCCAAUCGCAUCGGAUUCCGUCUCUCGCCAAACGGAGUCUUUGGAGGAAUGGGAUCCAAAGACAAUCCGGAAAUGUUUGAAUUCAUUGCCAAGACUAUGAACAACUAUGAUAUGGCCUAUUUGCACAUCAUGGACGGACUUGGAUUUGGAUACCACGAAAAGGCUAGGGUAGUUACAGCAUUUGACAUGAAGAAGCAUUUUGAUGGUCCGGUGAUUGCCAAUGUUGGGCUUACAAGGGACAAAGCAGAGGGAAUGAUCCGUUCGGGUACCGCGGAUUUGGCAUGCUUUGGAAGACCGUACAUUGCAAACCCUGACUUGGUCGAUCGAUUUGCCAAUGACUGGCCCUUGGAUCCAGAAUCGGAACAUGAGAAUUGGUGGUAUCCAACUGGAUCCAAGGGAUACACAGACUACAAGAACUACAAGAAUUAA